AUGGCUCCGUGCCGUGAAACUCUGGUCUCUUCUUCAAUCCUAGACCAUCUUCCUCCCAUCUCACCCGACGUUUCUCGCGCUCAUAUUCGGUUCUCGACAGCAUCUUCUCCUUAUCCCAUUUCAGCAUUUCUUUCACUGGGUUCCCGUUUCUCGACACCGACUGCCCAUGUAGCCGGUUACAGACCGACGCACCACCUUUGUUCCUACCUCUCAGUCGACAGAGGAGGUCGAAGAAAGCACGUUUGCAGAGCUGGGGAGUACAAAUUUCCUGACCCAAUUCCUGAAUUUGCAGAUGCCGAGACCGAAAAAUUCAGAGCCCAUCUCGCUACGAAGCUCUCUAAGAAAGAGGCGUUCGGAGACUCACUUGAUGACGUUGUGGCAAUCUGCACUGGGAUAUUGAGUACCUUCCUACACAGUGAAUAUGGAGGUCCAGGCACACUUCUGGUGGAACCCUUCAUCGACAUGGCUGAUACCAUCAACGAGCGUGGAUUGCCGGGAGGACCUCAGGCAGCACGAGUUGCUGUGAAAUGGGCCCAGGAUCAUGUAGAUAAGGAUUGGAAGGAAUGGACUGGUGUAGCAGUUAGCAGCAAGUGA
Molecule: messenger RNA, 594 nt
Organism: Linum trigynum
Lineage: Eukaryota; Viridiplantae; Streptophyta; Magnoliopsida; Malpighiales; Linaceae
Source: the annotation of a GenBank genome assembly